AUGUCCCCGAGUGCCCGGGCGGCCCCGGCGGCGUGGCCGUGCCAUGCGGCGCUGAUGGAGCCCAACGCCUUCCCCCAGCUGCAGCUGUGGUGCCCGCGGCCCUUCGGCACCUUCUCCCAGAACAAGCCAUGCGCCCCCGCCGGAGCCGCCCCCGCAGCCCCCCGCAAGCCCCAACCGCCCCUGGGCUGCCGGCCCUCCGAGAACACCCCCCCGGAGCCCCCCGAGCCCGGCCCGGCGCCGGCGGCCGCGGCCGAGGACGGGCGGGUGCUGCUGGACACAUGGUACGUCAUCAAGCCGGGCAACACCAAGGAGAAGGUGGCUUUCUUCGUGGCGCACCAGUGCGGCACCGGCGGCGCCGGCGGCACCGGGGGCCGCGCCAGCACCAUGAAGGUCAAGGGCAACUGGGGCAGCGACAGCUCCAAGGCCAAGCGGCGCCGGCGCUGCCACGACCCCAAAGCGGCGCCGAGCCCGCCCUGGGCCGCCGGCACUGGUGACACCCCCAAGGACCCCCCUAAGGACACCCCCAAGGACACCGCCGGUGACACGGCCGGCGACAGCGCCGGCGACGCCCCGGACCUGCUGUCGGUGGCGGAGAUGGUGGCGCUGGUGGAGCGGCGGGCGGCGCUGGCCCUGCAGAGCCUGCCCCGGCCCUGCGACGCCCCGGCCCCGCUGGUGCUGCUGGAGGCACCGGGCGGCCCCGAGUGCCGGCGCGUGGCCGCCGCCGUGGCCCAGUUCGAGUCGCAGCGCGAGGUGAGGAUCGCCUUCCGCAUCUCCAGCGGGCGCGACCAUCCCCGCGACCAGAUCACCUGCGACCUGUACCGGCUGGUCAGCCCGGCGCGCGCCGGCGUGGAGCUGCUGCUGGCCGCCAAGGGGGACAAGGACGGCACCGACGAGGCGGCCGCGGCACCGGAACCGAGCGCCGGCGCGGCCGAGGGUCCGGCGGCGGCGCCGCGGGACUGCGCGUCCGGUUUCCACGUGGACGUGGUGGUGACGGGCGUGGUGGACCAGUGCGUGUUCUUCGGCAAGGACAGCGCCAAGCAGGUGACGGAGGAGACGGUGCGGCUGCCGGACGAGCCGCCGCCGCCGGGCCAGCUCUUCCUGCUGCCCGGCCGGCCCGAGGAGCCGGCGGCCACCGCGGCGGCGGCGGUGCCGGGCCGGGAGGCGUCGGGCGACCCGGCGCUGUGCCGCUUGUACCGGCACGUGUCGCACGAUUUCCUGGAGAUCCGCUUCAAGAUCCAGCGGCUGCUGGAGCCGCGGCAGUACAUGCUGCUGCUGCCCGAGCACGUCAUGGUGAAGAUCUUCAGCUACCUGCCCACGCAGGCGCUGGCCGCCCUCAAGUGCUCGUGCCACUACUUCAAGUCCAUCAUCGAGACGUUCGGCGUGCAGGCCACGGAUUCCCGGUGGAACCGCGACCCGCUCUACCGGGACGACCCCUGCAAGCAGUGCAAGAAGCGCUACGAGCGCGGGGACGUGUCGCUGUGCCGCUGGCACCCCAAGCCCUACCACCACGACCUGCCCUACGGCCGCUCCUACUGGAUGUGCUGCCGCCGGCCGGACCGGGACGCGCCCGGCUGCCGGACCGGGCUGCACGACAACAACUGGGUGCACCCGGCCGGCCGCAGGGAGGACGGCAGGUGA
Molecule: messenger RNA, 1638 nt
Organism: Sturnus vulgaris (Common starling)
Lineage: Eukaryota; Metazoa; Chordata; Aves; Passeriformes; Sturnidae
Source: RefSeq, a predicted model, not a curated record